Elaeis guineensis (African oil palm) is the source of this 1336-nucleotide messenger RNA. The record is from RefSeq and is a predicted model, not a curated record. Lineage: Eukaryota; Viridiplantae; Streptophyta; Magnoliopsida; Arecales; Arecaceae.
UAAGCACACCUACGGUGGUCGUCUUCCAAGACGUCGGCUCCCUCCUCGAGGCCCCGAACUAGGGUUUACAUCUUCUCCCCGUCUCCCGCUUUCCCACCAGCAAAUUAAAGCGCGGGAAGAGGGAAGCGCUCCCCCUCCCCCUCAAUCUAAAAGGGAAGGGGAUCUCGAUUUAAGUGCCGAAGGAGUCCAAUUUCAUGGAUGGGAAUCGAUCCAAAAGAGCAUCUAUAAAAACCCAACACCCCAAUUGGAAGGAGAAGCUUAGGCAAAAUUGCCUGAGAAGAGUUCAAGAGGAGAGAGCCCAGUUGCUUUGGAAAAUCAGAUCAAGUGGGCAGCAAUCUCUGAAUAAGAAGGAGAUUGCGGAAACUGCAUUCAGGAAUAUAGUUUCUGAUGAGCUGCAGAAGAUUAAGCAGUCAUCUUCAAGCAAAAACCAGAUAACCUUAGUUCCGAAUAAUAGUGAUCUAAUAUGGGAAUUUGAUGGUCUGCAUACAAGUAGCUCAACGGAAACUGAAAGUGAAGAGCUAAUGUUAGAAAUGGAGAGAGUACUUUAUGAAGAUCUGCGAGAGGAAUUGAUCAGGAGAGAGUUAGAGGUUCUUGAAGAAGAAGAUGAAUACUUAGCUCGAGCAGUUUUUGAACACAUGCAACUUAACGAUGACCAGAUUCCUUUAGCAGGCAACAAGUUAUAAUUGCUCCUUUGGGAAAUAGCUCCUCUAGCCUGGGCUCCUCUCUGUUGCUUACCUCCCAAAAUUUUCAAGAAAAGAAGGCAACUCAUCACCUUAAAAGGCUUGAAGGAAAUAUGUAUUUCUCUCCCUGGCCAUAGGUUGCCAGAAAAGAAGACGGGUGGAUCAGGAUACACCUGCCCAGCACUAUGAAUCUUUAAGCUUCAAUCAAGAAUUCUUUUGACAUGCUAUGUAUAAAGACCUCAUUGGGUCCAUUGAAGCUAAACUAUGACUAAGCUAUGAUGAUGCACAAUUUUGAAUGACCUCAUGCCUAAUGUGUGUUUCCCUGAUGCAAAUUCUGCCCACACUGACGUGCGGUCGUUUGUUUCUAAUGGGGAUUAUGUACAUUCUGAUGCAGUACAAGGACUUUAAUGUUGUCAUAUCGUCUGCAAGAAAAAGGAUUAUGUACAUCUUGAUGUGACAGAAGGAUUCAUUGGCUUGUGUGUUGUCAUAUUGUCUGCAAAAAGAAAAUGUACUGAACUGUUGAAGUCAUGACAAAAUUACAAAUCUUAAGAGGCCCUAAAUGAUGUAUGAAGUAGCGGGUUGGCCGUUGGCCACCUCUGAACAAAUGUUACCAAUCGAGGGGAACUUUAUAUUGAAUGAAAAUCACUUCUAUCUGU